AUGCCACGAUCUACAAAUUCGCUUAUCGCAGAGCAAUGCUCCUUGAUUAAUCGCAACAAUCCACGGCCCCAAAACCAGAAAAGAAAAUUCCACAACAUACUCUCGGAGCAAUUAUCGUCGCUCAAUAAUACGGCAGAGCUGAUUCUCAAUGAACCAGUGGUAGAGCAAGUCCCCAGCGAGACUUCAGCGGGCGCGCGUAGCGAGCGCGCGCGCCGUUCGGGGACGCGACCCCAAAAGAAGCCAGCCACCGCCCAAAGCAAACCAAGCGAUACAAAUUUUUUGCAACUACUAACCGGUGAUGCUGUUGCCGAUGGAGCGACUGCAAUGAGCGCACAGUCAAGGUGGAUAGCAGCACUGUGGUUCAUAAUUCUUUGCAGACUCCGUCAACAAAUCGCUCAAACUCAUGUCAUGAAAUGUCUAGGAGGAUUCAAGUAUUUAGAAGGUAACGGCUAUGACAAUUUUGUCGUGGCGACACUGCCGCGGUUCGACGCGCAAAACAAUUUCAAACCCACGUAG
Babesia sp. Xinjiang is the source of this 516-nucleotide messenger RNA. RefSeq lists its product as uncharacterized. Lineage: Eukaryota; Apicomplexa; Aconoidasida; Piroplasmida; Babesiidae. The record is from RefSeq and is a predicted model, not a curated record. The transcript has a single exon. The coding region runs from base 1 to 516 and encodes 171 amino acids.